CGGCAUGAAAAAUGAUCAGGACGAAAAUUUGAUGAUCUGUGAGUCAUUGUGCCAGGCACAUCAGGCGCUGAGCGAUAGACAGCCCGUUGUUUGGUAAAUACGGUAACCAAACACAUCCGAUGUACAUUCAGAUAUGAUGUUAGUUGUUGCUGAGGUGAGAAAGCCGGCAAUGUGACCUCAGGGACAGAAACGGCGACCGUUGGACCGAUUUUAACGUUAGGACCGGACUCAGGAAGAAGAGAAGAUGGCCAGUGGUUUGCUGAAGGGAGCUGUGCUGUUGUUAGUGUCUGUGUUGUCCUGGCUGUGUGUUUACAUGAAGGGGAGGUACACAGUAGAUGUGCAGAGCCUGCCACAGCACCCACGCUCACACCAACCUCCCUAUCCCGGGGGGACGGCAGACAACUUACUAUGGUUCCUUCAGGUGUCAGACAUCCACAUCAGCAGGUUCUAUGACCCACAGAGAGUGACAGACUUAAAGCAGUUCUGUACUGAGAAUGUCGAUGUCUUUAAACCUCCCAUGGUCCUGGUAACUGGUGAUUUGACCGAUGCUAAGACCAUAGACCGGGGAGGGUCCAUGCAGUAUGAGGUGGAGUGGAGGACGUACUACGGUGUGCUGAAGGAGACUAACGUUAUGGAGAGGACAUUGUGGAUGGACAUCAGAGGCAACCAUGAUGCUUUUGAUAUCCCUGCACUGCACAGCAAUAGAAACUUCUUCAGACAGUAUUCCUCCAUGGGGCAGACAGGAAAGAUAUCAUACCACCACGCCCACAAGACUCCGUUUGGAACCUACUCCUUUGUGGCGUUAGACGCUUGCCUCAACCCUGGUCCAAGGAGACCCUUCAACUUCUUCGGCUAUCUUAAUGAGUCUUCCCUAGCCACCCUACAGAGCCUUGCAGAUGAGACAGUCCACAGUAACAUGACUAUCUGGAUGGGGCAUCACCCUACUGCUACAAUCCUGUCUCCUAACCCUGGCAUCAAACAUGUCAUCAGGAAUGGAAUAGCUUACCUGUGUGGCCACCUGCACGACCUGGGCGGGCUGUUUCCUGUCAUGUACUCCAUGCAGGAGGGCGGGACCUUAGAGCUGGAGCUGUCGGACUGGAUGAACAACAGGAGGUAUCGCCUACUUGCUGCUGACCAUGACAUGCUGUCGUUCGUUGAUGUGAAACUCGGGGAGUGGCCAGUGGUGCUGGUGACCAACCCCAAACAUGCCAUGUUUGCAACACCUUCCCAUGAACCUCUGGGGAGGAUACGGCAUUCUACCCACAUCAGGGUGCUGGCAUUCUCCCCAGAUCCCAUAGAGAAGGUGGUAGUGUGGCUGGAUGGUGUGAGGUUCUGUGAGGCCAGUCAUGUGGAGGGACCCUUAUUCACCUGUCCCUGGAACCCUGCAGACUAUGGGACAGGCCUGCACACCAUUGCUGUGGAUGUCUCUGACAGGAAAGGUCGUACCCGGCACCAGGAGCACCCCUUCUCUGUGGACGGCAGCCGGGCUAACAUCUCCUUUGUCCAGACGGUCAUCCUGCAGACAGACUGGCUGGUGUUGAUGAAGCUUGUAUUCGUGCUGGUGUUCACGGCUGGUGUCCUGUCCCUGCCAGUCCUGCGGUACUGCAGCCCUGCCCUGCCCCCAGGUGGGUCCAGCCUGGACAGUGUUGGUGGUGCUGGCUGUGGCUGUUCUCGUUUACUGGAAUUACUGGGAAUAUCAGCUUGGUGUGGCAUGAUGAACAUGAGUAAAGGUGCGUACCCACGCCAGUUUGUACAGAAGUGGCUGUCACGGCUGUCUCUGCUUACCAAGGUGGACCAGCUCUACUACCCGCUGUUCUGCUUCGGUGUCUACAUUCCUAUAGGCCCUUGGUAUGUUGGAGAACUGAUCAGAGGGCACUACGGUGCGCUCUUCAUGCAUGGGACGUACAUAGCCGGUGGCUCCUUGCCGGGGCUAAAAACCUAUGCCUUUGCUUCAGUACAGAUCGCCCUUUUCCAUGUGCCAUUGACAGUCUACCUUGCCAUGCUGCUGGAUAACCAUCUAUGCCACCUCAGCCAUAAAAACAACCAAGCCUCCAACAACCAUGCCAAACCCAGAUACAGGCUGUAUCGGCAGCUCAUCGGGCUCCUGCGACUUCAUGGGUUUGGGGUCUUCUUUCUCAUCUGGCAGUUAUAUUCCAGCUAUUGGGUCCUGGUUGCAUACGGGACCAUGUCGUUUCUAAUAUGUCCCCUGCGUACAUGGUCUCUUCUUCUGGCCGCUUGGCUGAUUUACAAGGUGCGAACGUUGCCAAAGGAGAAAGUCGCCCACCUGGUUAGAUGAUGUACACUGUGUAUCUCAGGGUUUUAAGUUGAAUGAAAUUUAUGUGGAUUAUUUUAGCAGCACAGUGUGAAAGUGAAAAGUUGCAAGUGUUGCAAUGAGAUGUGUGAAAUAUAGCAGUCAUGAAGUCCAGACUUGUGUAGUGGGCUCACUUGCCACAUUAUUAAAGUUGAGCAUGACAGAAGACAGGUGAAUGUGGUGCAAUAUCUUGUCUUACAUGGACCUCCUCACAGUAUAAUCAAGGGUUCAUUACAUUUGAUGAUGAGGUACUGUAAAUUCGCUUAUUUUAAUGGGGACCUAAUUUCAGAGUAGGAAGAAAAAAGAAAAGCUUUUUGCUGAAAUUUGAAUUGUGAUUGAAAUGAUUAUGUUGUGCAGUAGUAAUACAUUGAAAAUGUGUAUUCAUGAUUUCGUGUUGGAGAGCACAAAAACAUUAUGAAGCACUGGCAGUACUUAUAGUACAUUUAUAUUGAAGGACUAGAUAGAAGCAGUCCUAAGACAUACAGUUCCUGUGUCAGAUGUUGAUGUUACAUUGCUGCUGACCACAGAAAGUGCAAACGUUUCAAUCCUUUUUUAAGCCACAUCGUAGCAAAUAUGUGUUAGAUAUGAAAGGUAGUGUAAUGUGUGUGAAAUAGAGUAUUGACAUCUUUUGCAUGAGCAUACAAUUUGGUAGGUUAUUGAUGUUGUCUUUGCAGGUUUUGUGCAUUGUGAACUCUCUGUGACAUGGCAAUGCUAGAUUUGUCUCUGUCCAGCAACACAUCUGAUGGGGAAUAUUGAUGUUGGGUGAAAAGGUCACUUACAAAAACCUGAUUUAUUUGCAUUGGCUUGUAGUCAAACUAAUCUCCAGAACCUGCCCUUCCAUUCCAGGAUGGAAAGUUGCUUGUUUGGAUGAAAAAAAAAUUCACAUUCACUCAGUUUGUCCCAAAAAUCUAACUUCAUGACUCAAAAUUGAUUUAAAAAAUGUUUUCUUGGCUGAAAAUAACCAAUUCAACAGAGCAAAUUAACAAAUAAAUGAGCUCCCAAGCAAUGAUGGGAUUAAAAAAAAUUAAAGCUAGAGACAGUCCUGAUCUACUCAUUUUUUGUUUUCAACGAAAAAUCUCAAAAAGUCAAUCAAGAAGGCUAGAUAGGUGACAAGCUGAAAUGUAGAACUUUGGAACACAGUGCAAGGAAGAGAUGUAUACAUCUGUUAGUUUACAUGUUCACACAUCAUUCCUACACAGUCUUAACUAGACUGGUCAUUUUGGUCAGUAAUACAUUUGUAGAAGCCUGAUGUGUAAACCAAGAUGUAAUAUUUACAUGGGCAAAUACAAAUCAGCCAAAGGGUCACUGAAAGGAACCCUGAGCUUCAGCCAAGUUGAAAUUUGAAUGGACGACUGCUAUAUGUGUCAAAGCCAUUGUUGUCUUGUUGAUGUACUUAUAUAUGUAUAUGUGUCGUGGAAUUAAAGGUAUC
This is a messenger RNA of Branchiostoma floridae (Florida lancelet), 3740 nucleotides long. Its product is annotated as transmembrane protein 62-like. The record is from RefSeq and is a predicted model, not a curated record. Gene Ontology annotation, molecular function: hydrolase activity. Bases 245 to 2296 code for a protein of 683 amino acids. The transcript has 16 exons. Lineage: Eukaryota; Metazoa; Chordata; Leptocardii; Amphioxiformes; Branchiostomatidae.